AUGGCUCUACGAGCAUUGCUCGUUCUCUUGACGCCGACUUGUUCUUUGUGGUCUCCAAUUUACGUCUCCGUCGCUCGUCGUGCGACCUCUUCGCAAAAGCGUGUUAUCGACCUGCCGCUGCGUGUUCUGCUGGAGGACCUUAUUUCUGGCGCUGUGGAAUUCAGGGAUAUCCGACUUGACCUGCCCGACCUCCUAUCGGGGACCUUGUGUCUCGACUCUUGGACUGUGCGCCUGGUCGUUGAGUGGUCCUGGUGGGGAGAGAUUUUGAAAUGGACGCUCGCGUCUCAGGCGACUGCUUACGAUCAUUCAUUCAAUGGCGGCGAAAUGUUUGAUCCAGAUGAAUUGAAGGAGCGUUUGGUGCUGGUGCACAAGCCGAAGACAUCCAGUAGCUUCCACGACUUUUUCGUCACCAAUUAUCAAACAGUGCCUCCCCCGCCAACUUUGCUGUCGCGGUCGUACGCUCUCGCCGACUGGAAAACCAUAUGCCUCGACAGCGUGCCCUACUCUCAUCUGGAAUGCUUUGUGCGGAAAUUCAAAAAGUCCCUGCGAUCUGGGACGCAUUUGACAAUCAACUUCACUACGUGCGCCUCCUCGACGUCUCUGUCAAGUCCCUUGUUUGUCUUGGCGGUGCUUCCGUUUCUCCCUCGUCGUCAUAUCCAUCGCAACCGUCCAGGCGUACAAGCGGACGCAGCGACUAAAGCUGUCUUUGUUACCGAUCGGACGGCACGAUCUACCGCUUCUAGCACGGCUCCUGCAACGUUGUUCACUUCUGUUCCGCAAAUUCUGCAGCUGCUCAUUUCCGGUCCCGACACUCUCACCGUCGACCGUCUCAUGAAUGUCUCCGAGGCUCGUGCAACAUUCCUCAAUGCUUACGUGCAAGACCUGGAAAUCGAUCCGCUCGUCCGUGACGACUUCGUCCGGACAUGGGGGAUGGAGGCGUGGAGGGAGGAGAGGCUACUUACUGCAUGGGAAUCCGCAGCUUUGACUGCCAAGCUCUUGGAACACUGGUCGAUAGUCGUACACAAAAGAUGA
Molecule: messenger RNA, 1032 nt
Organism: Postia placenta MAD-698-R-SB12
Lineage: Eukaryota; Fungi; Basidiomycota; Agaricomycetes; Polyporales; Adustoporiaceae
Exons: 3
Coding region: 1-1032 (343 amino acids)
Source: RefSeq, a predicted model, not a curated record